CCCAAUUCCCAACUCCCAAUCAACAAUCAAGACUCACUAACAAUACAGCUAAAUCGCAUAAACUAAAUUGUUUGUUUGUAAUUUUUUCACUGUAGGAACUGUCAAAUAUUAAUUCACAAAAAUGAUCAAAGAGGACGAUGAGAAUGAAGAGGAUUCGCUAGUUAAUGCUUGCCUGAUGGUGGAGGAUACCAAUGAAUUGUCUGAUAGCAAUUCAAAUAAGUGCGAGCUGUGCCAUCAGUUUAUGCCGUCGCAAGAUCUGCGCUCUCUUCAUUAUGUCCUCAAUCAUGGCUGCAAGAUCUGCAGUGUGUGCUCUCAGGUUUCCAUCACAUUGAACUCAUUCAAGAUUCACGUCAGGUCCAAUCAUUCCCAAUUCUUGUGUGAUCUAUGUGAUAGGCCUAUUGUGUUCUCAACACACGGCGAACUAUUGAAACACAGAAACAAUAUUCAUUUGUUAUUCAAGUGCCCAUUGUGCAUCUUCGAAUUCUUCAGCGAAAGCCAUGUUGAAUCUCAUCUUCUAAGGUUUCAUCGAAUCUGCGUGCCAAAAUUUUUGUCUGCGAAUAACUAUGUAUACGAGUGGUACGAUUCAACUGAAACGUACUAUUGUAACAUGUGUGGGGCCAACAAGUGUAAAGUUGAUGUUUUCUCCCAUUUCAUACAGCACCAUCAGAUCUCAUUGUUACCAUUAGCCCAAAAAUUUAUGUCUCAGAAUCUGAACAUAAGAGUUAUUGGCGUCGACUCAGAAAUUGAUUCCCAAGCUAAGCAUAAUGUUACCAUUUGUAAAGGAUGUUCAGGACAUGUUUCGGAAGAAGUUCCUCUCUCUGCACACAACUUUAUUUGCCUUGGAGAAGUAUUGUGCAAAAUAUGUUUGCAGCCACAAAGUAACCAGUUUACCAGGAACUCGCACAUUAAUGAAGAACACACACAUUAUCCUUGUGCUUUGGGGUGCUCCGACACAAUCGUAUUCGACAAUGAAGAAAAACUCCAUGAUCAUUGUCGCAAAGUUCAUAAUGUUAUGCCAUGCCACCUAUGUACAUGUUUUGUAAGUUGUGCAGAAGGGUUGAUGAAGCAGCAUCUGCAGAUGUGCCAUUCAUACUACCGUUCCGAUGAGAUCUCACUUAGUGACUCUCUAUUCAAUGUACAUUGUGGCAAUACGACGAUUGGCCUCAUUUGCAGCCUUUGCGACUUCGAUGCUGUUAUACAAAUCACUAGUGUCGAAGAUCUAUUCAAACAUCUAAAUUUUCAUUCAGUUUCUCUCGGAGCGGUUUCUCAUUUUCUCGAGAAAGAUAAUUUACACGAGAGUUUGCAUAUGAGACUAAGCGCAUUGAGGAACAUAGAUAAGUAUUUUCAGAAAUCAGCUUCAGAUACUAAUGGUUCACAGCAGACUGACAAUAAUUCUUGUCAUGGAUCCUAUCCAGAAGAUGAUAAUCCUUCAUCCGGGAAUACGGAAAUAAUUUUUCUUAGCAAUUCAGAAUCCGAAUGUUCACGCACAAAGAACUCACAAGUAGAUUACAGUCAGUCUGACGAGUCAAAAAUUCACUCUGUUGAAGAACCAAUUACAGUCAUUGGACCAUCCUCAAAUCACACUCUAUCCAAUGGAUUUGAUAUAAAAAAUCCAAACAAUCCUGUAAAUAAUGUUGCCGAUAUUGUAAACACUCCUGAAACUGAAAAAGGCCCAAUUUGUUUAGAAUCGGUAGGAGAAGAUCCAGAUACUUCAAAAACUGAAUCCUUAGCCAGAUGCUUGGAGAAUGAUAAGACACUCAAGCUGAAAGAUGAAGUAAAUACUCUUGAGUAUGAACAAGAAGGGGAUGAGAUGGUAAGCAGUACGGGAGAUAUCAACAGCAACAAGAAAUUAACUAACUAUGUCAAUGAAGCUGAUAUGAACAUAGAGCUUGUUGGAAAUAAGGAUCCCAGCAGUGAUGAUGCAGAGAUGAUGGCGGAUAAUUGUGAUGGCAACGAUGAUAUGAAAUUGAAAAUGGAGCUUGUCGGUAAUGGAAAUGCCAACGAUAAUGCUGAGAUGUUGGAGGAUGAUUAUGAUGGCAACGAUGAUAUAGAAUUGAACAUGGAGCUUGUUGGUACUGAAAAUCCCAACGAUAAUGCCGAGAUGUUAGAGGAUUAUUAUGAUGGCAACGAUGAUAUAGAAUUGAACAUGGAGCUUGUUGGUACUGAAAAUCCCAACGAUAAUGCCGAGAUGUUAGAGGAUUAUUAUGAUCCGGACGAUGAUGUGGAAUUACAAAAAGCAAGCGCCGUGUUUCAGAAGAAAGUUCGUUUGGCUUUAUUGAACGUAAAACCAGAUGUUAAUCCACGUGACGUUGAAUGUGUUGUGACCGAUACAAGUGAUAUUGAGGAGUCUGAAAGUGAGGAUGUUGGUGCACGUCGUACCAAGUCAAAGUUUAGAAGUUUACCUGGAUUGAAUCGGAUUGGCCAAAAAGGGUUUCGUUGCGAAAUUUGCCGUGGCAAAUUCAAGUCUGAUGAAGGAAUGAGAGAACUUGUAAAACAUAUGAGAUGCUUGCAUGGAUUCUCUUGCAAUUUCACUGGUGCUCAACGGAACGUUGCUUUCACCUUCAACAAAGGAAAACCUGGGCAGAGGCUCAGAAUGCAACCUGGUUUAGUUUGUCCCAUUUGUUCGAAAGGAUGGAAUUCAAAGCGAUUAUUGAGAAAGCAUUAUGCUACCGUUCAUGGCCACGACUUGGCCAAAGACGCAACAUCAGGACCGCUGUCUUAUAAGUGCCGUUUUUGUGAACAAACAUUCUGGGAAGCCAUUGAAUGCUUCACUCAUGAAAAAGAGGAACACCCGGAACAAAAACCAUUCAAAUGUCACAUUUGCGGACAUGCUCAACUUAGAAAAGUAAUGCUCAACAGACACUUGAAACUUGCUCAUCCGUCGGAAAAUCUGCACACGUACUUAUCUUACAAAUGCAAGCUAUGUUUGAAAUUGUUUACCAGCUACGAGAUGCUAGCAACUCAUGUACAUCAAAUUCACCCUUUGAACAGAGUCUAUCCGUGUGCACACUGCAACCGCACUCAUCAAAACAAGCGUUUUCUGGUGGCCCAUAUGAAACGCGACCACCAGUUCAGACCGUUCCAGUGUCGGCACUGUGGCGAGGUCAAGCAGAGCAAGCGUGCUCUCAGCAUUCACCAGCGCAUGAAGCAUGAUUCUAAAUUCAAAUUUCCCUGCAAAUGCCGUAUUUGCGAUAAAAAGUUCGACUCAGUUGCACUAAGGGAUGUGCAUCUGAAAGAAGAACACACCAACAGUAAUGAGUACCGUUGUGAAGAAUGUGACAAAGUUUUCUCUUCUAGAUCAGCUUAUUAUGCACACAAGCGAACCCAUCGACUCUCAAUUGAUGCCUACAAGUGUCAGCACUGCCAGAGAAAGUUCCUGAGACGAGACGCUUAUGUUGAACACUUGCGAAUUCACACGACUAUUCGGCACAAAUGCCCCCAAUGUGAUAAACAAUUUGUGCAGAGGUCCAAUAUGAUACGUCAUAUGAGGAUGCAUUCAGAAACUGAACAACCACAUUAAAACACACACCGGUGUCGGACUUGUUUCUUGCGACAUUUGUGGAAAGUCUUUCACCAGCAAUUAUGCAUUGAAACAACAUCUAAAAACUCAUGAGUCCCAGGUUGUGUGUGAAGAAUGUGGAGAGCGUUUUAAUAAUGCCGACCAACUUAACCGCCAUAUUGAAUCUACACACGAGCCCGCUCAACGUUUCUUAUGUCAGUUAUGCUGCAAAACUUUCAUUAAGGAAUCCGCAGCAAAGAACCAUUUGCGUUCCCAUACAACUCGCAAAUCUCUGAUAUGUGAAUUGUGUGUGAAAAAAUUUACCACCAUAAAUUCACUCAAGCAACAUCUGAUAAAUAUUCACAAGAUGAAUAGAUAUGAUGCUAUUUUCAAAAGCAUGGUCGCCAAGGUAUCAGCUGAGUGUGAUAGGUUGCAAGCCAAUCAACAAGACUUUAAUGAUGUGAUGGUACGCGUUCCUCUUAGUCAAUUAUUGGAAGAAGAAGAUGUCGAAGAGAACAAAAUGAAGAAUAGUAGUGUUGAAGAUGAAACCAAAGAUAGUGUGUCGGGAAGCCAAGGUAAUGUUGAAGAUGAAACCAAAGAUAGUGUGUCGGGAAGCCAAGGUAAUGUUGAAGAUGAAACCAAAGAUAGUGUGUCGAGGCCCUCGAAAAUCUUCAAAUCGGAUUAUUCUGAUUCAACAGAUUCAUCAAAAUCGACAGAUUCGUCAGAAUCUUCGCUUUCGACAGAAUCAUCGACUUCAGAAUCAUGGAAUUCAGAUAAUGCAUCAGGUGAAUCUGUUGAUCCAGAAUCAUCCGACUCUUCUGAUCAUGAAGAUUCACCUCCAUUAGAUUCUGAUUAUGCAUCUGAAUCGUUUGAUUCCGAUAACUGAAAUCAUCACAAUAUUAUGUAUUCAGCUGCCCUAGUCUAGCUAGACUGAAAGCCCGUCUACCUAGUUCAAUAAACACACAGGGUAAUCACUAAUCAUUGUAAGCAAGUCCAAAUUACUUCUCAAUUAUUGAUGACAUUGACUUUAAUGUAACCCAUGUUGUACUUGGGGAAGAACAUGUAAUUAAUACCGGUGAAAUAAGCAAAGUUAGGUCGCAUUACUUGA
Nilaparvata lugens (brown planthopper) is the source of this 4607-nucleotide messenger RNA. RefSeq lists its product as uncharacterized. The transcript is spliced from 9 exons. The coding region runs from base 122 to 3520 and encodes 1132 amino acids. The record is from RefSeq and is a predicted model, not a curated record. NCBI's taxonomy places the organism in Eukaryota, Metazoa, Arthropoda, Insecta, Hemiptera, Delphacidae.